AUGUCUCCUCUGAAGAUACAAGGUCCUAUCAGAAUUCGAAGUAUGCAGACUGGGAUUACAAAGUGGAAAGAAGGAUCCUUUGAAAUUGUGGAAAAAGAGAAUAAAGUCAGCCUAGUUGUUCACUACAAUACUGGAGGAAUUCCAAGGAUAUUUCAGCUAAGUCAUAACAUUAAAAAUGUGGUGCUUCGACCCAGUGGAGCAAAGCAAAGCCGCCUAAUGUUAACUCUACAAGAUAACAGCUUCUUGUCUAUCGACAAAGUACCCAGUAAGGAUGCAGAGGAAAUGAGAUUGUUUCUAGAUGCAGUCCAUCAAAACAGACUUCACUCAGCCAUGAAACCUCAGGGGUCUGGUAGUUUUGGAGCUAUUCUGGGCAGUAGGUCUUCACAGAAGGAAACCAACAGGCAGUUGUCUUACUCAGAUAAUCAGGCCUCUUCAAAAAGGGGAAGUUUGGAAACUAAAGAUGAUGUUCCAUUUCGAAAAGUUCUUGGUAAUCCAAGUAGAGGAUCUAUUAAGACUACAGCAGGAAGUGGAAUACCUGUCACCCGGACCAUUCCUUCUUUGACAUCUACAUCAACACCUCUUAGAUCAGGCUUAUUAGAAAAUAGGACUGAAAAGAGGAAAAGAAUGCUGUCAUCUGGCUCAGAGUUGAAUGAAGAUUACCCUAAGGAAAAUGAUUCAUCAUCGAACAACAAGGCUAUGACAGAUAACUCAAGAAAGUAUUUAACCAGCAGUAGAGAGAAACAGCUGAGUUUGAAGCAGUCAGAAGAGAACAGGACAUCAGGACUUUUACCUUUACAGUCAUCAUCCUUUUAUAGUAGCAGAACUGGAUCCAAAGACUACUCUUCUGGCAGCACUAACCUAGACAGAACCAAUGUUUCAAGCCAAACUCCCUCUGCCAAAAGAAGUUUGGGGUUUCUUCCUCAGCCAGCCCCUCUUUCUGUUAAAAAACUGAGAUUUAACCAGGAUUAUACUGGCUGGAACAAACCAAGAGUUCCCCUUUCCUCUCACCCACAGCAACAACUGCAGGGCUUUUCCAAUUUGGGAAAUACCUGCUAUAUGAAUGCUAUUUUACAGUCUCUGUUUUCACUCCAGUCAUUUGCAAAUGAUUUGCUUAAGCAAGGUAUCCCUUGGAAGAAAAUUCCACUCAAUGCACUUCUCAGACGCUUUGCACACUUGCUUGUUAAAAAAGAUAUCUGUAAUUCAGAGACCAAAAAAGAUUUACUCAAGAAGGUGAAAAAUGCCAUUUCAGCUACAGCAGAGAGAUUUUCUGGUUAUAUGCAGAAUGAUGCCCAUGAAUUUUUAAGUCAGUGUUUAGACCAACUGAAAGAGGAUAUGGAAAAAUUAAAUAAAACUUGGAAGACUGAACCUAUCCCUGGAGAAGAAAAUUCACCAGAUAUUUCAGCCACCAGAGUGUUUACUUGUCCUGUUAUUACUAACUUGGAGUUUGAGGUUCAACACUCCAUCAUUUGUAAAGUAUGUGGAGAGAUUAUUCCCAAAAGAGAACAGUUUAAUGACCUCUCUAUCGACCUUCCUCGAAGGAAAAAGCCACUUCCUCCUCGGUCAAUUCAAGAUUCUCUUGAUCUUUUCUUUAGGGCAGAAGAGCUUGAGUAUUCCUGUGAGAAGUGUGGGGGGAAGUGUGCUCUCGUCAGGCAUAAAUUUAACAGGCUGCCCAGGAUCCUUAUUCUUCAUUUGAAACGAUAUAGCUUUAACGUGGCUCUCUCACUUAACAAUAAGAUUGGACAGCAAGUCAUCAUUCCAAGAUACCUGACCCUAUCUUCUCACUGCACUGAAAAUACAAAACCACCCUUUACCCUUGGUUGGAGUGCACAUAUGGCAGUUUCUAGACCAUUGAAAGCCUCUCAAAUGGUGAAUUCCUGCCUCACCAGCCCUUCUACACCUUCAAAGAAAUUUACCUUCAAAUCCAAGAGCUCCCUGGCUUUAUGCCUUGAUUCAGACAGUGAAGAUGAACUAAAACGUUCUGUGACCCUCAGCCAGAAACUUUGUGAAGUGUCAGGCAGAGAGCAGCAGCAGGAAGACCUGGAAAAAGGUUCAAAAUUGUGCAGAAUUGAGCCUGAUAAGUCCGAAUUGGAAAACUCAGGAUUUGAGGGAAUGAGUGAAGAAGAGGUAGUAGCAGCUGUCUUAGAGAUAAGUAAGAGGGAAUCUUCACCAUCUCUGAGUCAUGAAGAUGAUGAUAAACCAACCAGCAGCCCAGAUACUGGAUUUGCAGAGGAUGAUAUUCAAGAAAUGCCUGAAAACCCAGAACCUAUGGAAACCGAGAAACCCAAAGCCAUCACAGAGCCAGAUCCUGCCAGUUUUACUGAGAUAACUAAAGACUGCGAUGAGAAUAAAGAAAACAAAACUCCAGAAGGAUCUCAGGGAGAGGUUGAUUGGCUUCAACAGUAUGAUAUGGAGCGUGAACGGGAAGAGCAAGAGCUUCAGCAGGCAUUGGCUCAGAGCCUCCAGGAACAAGAGGCUUGGGAACAAAAGGAAGAUGAUGACAUCAAAAGAGCUACAGAGUUAAGUCUUCAAGAGUUUAACAACUCCUUUCUGGAUUCUCUGGGUUCUGAUGAGGACUCUGGAAAUGAGGAUGUUUUAGAUAUGGAAUACACAGAAGCUGAAGCUGAGGAACUGAAGAGAAACGCCGAGACGGGAAAUCUUCCUCAUUCCUAUCGGCUCAUCAGUGUUGUCAGUCACAUUGGUAGCACUUCUUCUUCAGGUCAUUACAUAAGUGAUGUGUAUGACAUUAAGAAGCAGGCGUGGUUUACUUAUAAUGACCUAGAGGUAUCUAAAAUCCAAGAAGCUUCCGUGCAGAGUGAUCGUGAUCGAAGUGGUUACAUCUUCUUUUAUAUGCACAAGGAGAUCUUUGAUGAGCUGCUGGAAACAGAAAAGAACUCUCAGGCACUUAACAUGGAAGCAGGGAAGACCACUCGUCAGGCUUCGUGA
Molecule: messenger RNA, 2943 nt
Organism: Orycteropus afer afer
Lineage: Eukaryota; Metazoa; Chordata; Mammalia; Tubulidentata; Orycteropodidae
Gene: USP37
Product: ubiquitin specific peptidase 37
Exons: 23
Coding region: 1-2943 (980 amino acids)
Biological process (GO): protein deubiquitination
Molecular function (GO): cysteine-type deubiquitinase activity
Source: RefSeq, a predicted model, not a curated record